AUGGGCCCCUGUACCGCCUCCCCAUGCUGCUGCCAGGCCCGUAAUCUGCCAUGGGCCCCUGUACCACCGACUCCUCAUGCUGCUGCCAGGCCCGUAAUCUGUCAUGGGCCCCUGUACCGCCUCCUCAUGCUGCUUGCCAGGUCCAGAGUGUGUCAUGGGUCCCUGUACGGCCUCCCAUUGCUGCUGUCUCUAUCGCCACACUCUGCCAUGUGCCACUUUCAGGUCUCCUCACACUGCUGGGUGGUUUCCAUUUUUGUCAUAGGGUGCUGUAUGGGCCUCCCAUUGCUGCUGCCUCCACCGCCACACUGUGGCUCCACACUCUGGUUUUGGCCCCGUGACUGCCCAAAUGAGUGAAGUGUGCGGUGAUUCUAAGAUCGACGGCACUCAUCUGCAUGUCAUACUGACUGACAGUAUUAUUUCUCUUCCCCAGCAGACUCCAAGGGCAUUUAAAUUAAAGGUACAGUGUUCUGCACUAAUAUUA
Messenger RNA from Staurois parvus, 481 nucleotides. The record is from the annotation of a GenBank genome assembly. Lineage: Eukaryota; Metazoa; Chordata; Amphibia; Anura; Ranidae.